This is a messenger RNA of Cyanidioschyzon merolae strain 10D, 492 nucleotides long. RefSeq lists its product as hypothetical. The transcript has a single exon. Lineage: Eukaryota; Rhodophyta; Bangiophyceae; Cyanidiales; Cyanidiaceae. Bases 1 to 492 code for a protein of 163 amino acids. The record is from RefSeq and is a predicted model, not a curated record.
AUGAUGAACACCGGCCGGUUGACGCUCAUUCUGUCAAUGCUUUCUGGUCUCCUGCAUCGUAUCUCCGAUACGAAAUACGCUGGACUGCCGUCUCUCGCAAGUUACGCUGCCAGCAGUCGACGGGUAUUCGUGGCGGCACGGGAGUCCCGAUUUCGCUGCAUGGGGCGGUUGUCAACGCUUUUCAUCCAGAGUCGGAAGUUGCAAUCAGCGUUUCUCUUGCCAUUGGCAUAUUCCUUGGACACAUCUCCGGUACGCCAUCCGCAGCGUCGGCACUCGGCUGGCGUCAGACGUUCGGUGGAGUCCGCCAGAACGCCCCCUUCGAUGGCCAUCCUGUGGCUCGUCCAUGCUUCCCUCAGCGUCCGGUACGUGCACUGGACGGGUACAGAAGGCUCUGCUCGAUGCCCAGUUCCGUUGACACAACCGGUGCCGUAUCCCCUGAUCACGCGCUCCUUCCACGCGAUCCCGACGGUGAGUACCCUGCCUGCUGCAUGA